This is a messenger RNA of Xyrauchen texanus (razorback sucker), 1171 nucleotides long. It is a transcript of the gene il12bb, whose product is annotated as interleukin 12B, b. The transcript is spliced from 8 exons. Lineage: Eukaryota; Metazoa; Chordata; Actinopteri; Cypriniformes; Catostomidae. The coding region runs from base 1 to 939 and encodes 312 amino acids. The record is from RefSeq and is a predicted model, not a curated record. Gene Ontology annotation, molecular function: protein binding.
AUGAAAAAGAUGGUCUUUCUUAUUCUGCAAAUGUUCAUCCAAUUGGCAGGCAGCACUUCCUUGAGGUUCAUCAAAUCAAAUGUUCUGGCAUUGGAGGUGUCAGAUCUGUCUAGUACUGAAGUGUCAUUACAUUGUGGAGAGCAGUUUGAGGAAGAAGACAUUCAGUGGGAGAGGAACGGGGAACACAUUGCUGAGAGUGGAAAUCGCAUUACUGUUACAAUAGAUGGUUUACGUGGUGGAAACUUUACCUGUCACAGACCAAAUGGAGACCUCCUGAAUCACACACUACUACUGGUCCAUCCAGUAACAUUUCCUAGAGGUGGAGUUCUCACGCAUUCCAAUGACAGAGAAUUUGUUUCUUGUACCGCAAGAAACUAUAGUGGACAUUUUCAUUGCUCUUGGAAAUGGCACCAGCAAAGGACCCAAAGAGCUGUGGUAUAUUUCGCAGCAAUCCGAAAUGUUAGUGUCAUCAACUGCACUCUGGACUCUGAUAUCUCUGGACUGACUUGUAUUGACAAGGAUUACUGUCCAUACUCUGAGGAGUCAAGAGGCAUACAUCUCACAGUGUUCGUCAGAAAUCUAUACAGGUUGGAGGAGCACCAAAGGAGUUUCCUCAUUCGAGACAUCAUCAAACCAGAUAAAGUCAGUAUUACCAAGAUUGAAGAUGACAUGUUUGAGUGGUACCCCCCUGAGACAUGGAGUUUCCCCUGCAGUUACUUUCCCCUGUCCUAUGAAGUGAAAGUUGUUCCUAACAGCCACAGCUGUGACUACACAGGAAAUCGAAUUGAAAAAAAUGAAAUCAACGAGACACAAUACAAGGUGAACAAAAAGAAAACCUAUACCUUUUGCGUGCGAGCUCAGGACCCGUUAACUAAAAACAUUUGGAGUGACUGGAGUCACCAUCAUCAGAGAAAACACCGGCACAGCUCAAAGCAAUAAAAGGUCUGCUUAUGGGAACACAGUGCUCAGCUUGAUAAUACUUGCAUCUGCUUUCUAUUCCAGACACAAUAUUUUAGCUAUAAACGUCAUAUUUAUAUGUAUUAUUGAUAUGUUCCGGGAUAACAUUUGUGCAAUGUUUUUCCAGAUCAUCAAAAAUAUUUUGGUUGGCCAUUGUUUUUUUAGAGCGUGAUUUUCAUUUAAUGAUUGCUGGUUAGUUACAUCAAAGGUUGUC